Messenger RNA from Triplophysa dalaica, 361 nucleotides. RefSeq names its product gastrin/cholecystokinin-like peptide. The record is from RefSeq and is a predicted model, not a curated record. Bases 27 to 308 code for a protein of 93 amino acids. The transcript is spliced from 3 exons. NCBI's taxonomy places the organism in Eukaryota, Metazoa, Chordata, Actinopteri, Cypriniformes, Nemacheilidae.
CUUGUUCUGGCUUGUGACUAUUCAGAAUGAUGGCCAGAUGUAUUGCAUUGGCAGUAACAGUGAUGCUGGUGGUGGCGUGUGUGGCCUCUCCUCUCUCUGAAGACACUCCAGUGAGCACCAAUGAGUCCACACCACAGGCUGACCGCACAAUACCUGAGACACGUGUGAGACGGUCACCUCUACCUGAGGAUCAGCGAGAGCUCAUAUCCCGGCAGAUUUUGCAGGCACUGUCAGAGAUCGUUCAGAGAGAGGACUGCAUUACAGAUUAUCAAGGCUGGGUGGAUUUUGGGCGCCGGAGUACAGACUAAAAAUGUCAUUGUGCUUUCAGAUUUGACGUGAUUGUGGCAAUAUUAAAGAUAUC